AUGGCUACUCAGAAAAAAGAGCAGUCGCUCGCUGCAUUUGUACAGGAGCUGCAGGCUCAAAAUCCAUCCAAGCCCCGGUCACCGACUUAUCCACCAUUCCAGCAUUCGACAUCGCAACAAUCACAUCAGGCUCUUUAUGGACAGCUUCAGAAUUGCACACAGGUCAUGAAUCAGCAUCAGGGAUAUCCUUUUCAGCAGCAACAUCAAUACCAUAAUCAAUCUACACGCCCCGCUCCAUCCCACCAUCACUCAUAUGACCGUCCAUAUUCUCCACCAUUGUCGUUGUGUGUAUCAUCACGUAGUGAACCAAAGCUGGAUUGUGAUACAGAUGGACACGUUCUGCAUGUUCAACACGCCUCGGAACAAAACACCUCACAGCAGUCACUUUUGCAUUUGUAUGCUGGAAAUGGUAAUAGUGGUAUGCAGGACUUGAAGAACUUGAAAGACCAACACGCACUGUCAUUUGAAUCGCAUAGCAUUGCACAACCAAUGCCUUCUCAGCCAUUAAAUUUUAAUCCCUCAUCUCAUGGUUAUCAUCCAUACCAGCACUCUUCUCAUCAACGACCAAAGCAACAGCAGAUUCAAGACUCAUUUGUAGACCUGCACGACUUGAAACAGCACCAAGAGCGCACGCAGCCAUCGUAUCAGCAAUCUGAGCAGCUGAAACGCCCUUUGUCAUCUGUAAUACCAUCUGCUUAUGACUCGAAUGGUACAUCACCCAAUACUGUCAAAGCUACACUGACUAAAGCCGAAGAUAGAUUGGCUCAUAAGCGCAGAAUGAAUGCUGAAGCUGCGCGUCGAUGUCGAGAAAGGAAAGCCGAUCGCAUGAGUACUCUCGAGGCGGAAAUAGCAGUAUUGGAAAAGGCCAAUGCAGAGUUACGUAUCAAGGUCACUGUUCUUGAGAAAACUUUUCACGCACGAGAAGCAGACCUACUGAGCCAUAAUGCUGCUUUAACUGAACAGAUUCGCCAGCUUAUGCAAAAUGCAAUAGACCAUGCCACCGCUCAAGCAGAGACAGCUUCCAACUCUGACGGGAAUGCAUCAAAACCUAACCCAAUGUCUGCCCCUGAUUUUCAGCAUCACUAG
This is a messenger RNA of Batrachochytrium dendrobatidis JAM81, 1086 nucleotides long. RefSeq lists its product as uncharacterized. The transcript has 2 exons. Gene Ontology annotation, biological process: regulation of transcription by RNA polymerase II. Bases 1 to 1086 code for a protein of 361 amino acids. The record is from RefSeq and is a predicted model, not a curated record. Gene Ontology annotation, molecular function: DNA-binding transcription activator activity, RNA polymerase II-specific; RNA polymerase II transcription regulatory region sequence-specific DNA binding. Gene Ontology annotation, cellular component: nucleus. Lineage: Eukaryota; Fungi; Chytridiomycota; Chytridiomycetes; Rhizophydiales.